AUGUUGAAAGAAGUUAAAGCUAUACUUAUAAUGCUGGUGGUCCAGUUUAUUUUCGCAGGAAUGUACAUUUUGUUUAAGCUAACGGUCGAUGAUGGUACAAAUCUCAAAGUCGUUGUGGCUUAUCGUCUCUCCUUCGCCACUAUUUCCAUGCUUCCACUCGCCCUCAUCUUCCAAAGGGAUAAGCGGCCAGAAUUUACAUGGAGACUGCUCUUUCUAGCAUUUCUUUCGGGGAUGCUCGGAGCGGCGAUACCAAAUCUUCUCUAUUUGCCGGGUCUAGCUCUUACAUCAGCUACAUUUUCGACCGCGGCCAGUAUCCUGGGUCCGUUGAUCACCUUGGUAUUGUCAGUGGCUUUUAGGAUAGAGACUCUACGGCUGGGAACGAAGGAAGGGAGGGCUAAGCUUGUGGGGACGUUACUUGGUGCUGGUGGGGCUCUCGUAUUUGUAUUCUAUAAAGGUGUUGAGAUUCAUAUCUGGUCAACACACGUUGACUUACUUAAAAACUCGAACGCUGGUCAAUCUUCUGGCCAAGCCACUGAGAAUCACCACAUCUCAAUUCCAGGAGUUCUUAUGGUUUUUGGAUGUAACGUUUCCUUCUCACUUUGGUUAAUAUUGCAGGCAAGCGAUCAACUUGGAGGAAGUUAUUGGAACGUAAGUCUGAUGAAUGGGAUGGGAAGCUUGGUGUGCAUGAUUGUUGCUCUCUGUUCAGAGCGUAACUGGAAGCAAUGGCGAUUAGGAUGGAACAUUAGCCUUCUUGCUACGGUUUAUUCGGGAGUCGUGGUUUCAGGAAUGGUCAUACCUGUUAUUGCGUGGUGCGUUAAAACAAAAGGACCGCUAUAUGUUACAAUGUUUGCCCCUAUAAGGCUUGUGAUCGUAGCCCUCGCCGGAUCAUUUGCUUUAGAGGAAACGCUUCAUUUGGGAAGUAUAAUUGGUGCAAUGAUAAUGGUGGGAGGUGACGUGGCGCGUUCUGAUACGUCAUCGAAUAAGGGGAAGUUGAUACGUUUCGGACCGUCUCUCUCCUCUCUUUCUCGAUCUUCCGAAGACAAAACCAGAUUGAGGACGACGAAGAGACUCUCCGCUGAUUUCUCUUGCAGAGCUUAUGGCUCUGCUGGGUUUCUAUUAGUCGCUGCUUAUUUCGUCAUUAUGAUUUUCCAAUGUCACAGGGAACAGCGGCAACAAAGGUUAAAAUGUCCGAGAAGGAAGCACAAGGCGUGGCUGAGAAGAAAAAAAGGUAGAAGAGGACCAUGCAGUGUGAUUGGUUCAAGUGCUCCUGGUUGUGUUAUAUCAAGUGGGAGGGGAUCAGCUUUUUCUCAGCUUUUUCGCCUUGUUUUCGUUUCCAGUUUCUGCACUAAAGUGUCUGACACCGUCUCCAGCAAGAUUGGGAAAGCUUUUUGAAAAACUACGUAUUUAGCCAUUACAUUUAAGAUAGUACCAAGAGGAACCGAGGGAGCUAUGAGUGUUGAAGGAACAUUGGCUGGGCUUUUAGCAUCAUUUUUUUUUUGUCUCUGUUGGCUGUUUCCUUGGUCAGAUAACUCCUCCAGAAGCAGCUGUAUGUGUACUAGCUUCCUAGAUUGCUAACCUUGGAGAAAGCAUAAUAGGUGUAUCUUUUCAAGACAAAGAAGGAUUCAAAUGGGUAUGCUCAGGAAAUUUAAUUUUGUUCUUCUUCAAUAGCUCUCGCUCUGUGUAGUUAUUUCAACGAAAGAUAAUGAUAAUAAAGAUAUAGAUUGAUAGAUAACUGGUGCAAGUGGAUAAACAGUUUCCAAUUCACAAGACUUUUUGAGUUCUCGUUUUGUGAAGCGAUUUGUUGCAAUUAGUUCACGUGUUGUUGGCUGUAAUUUGGUUUAUUGUGGUUUCUAUCUUUUUUUUUGUAGCUAAACAAAAAAAUAAUUUACUAAGAAACAUCUAAAAAU
Messenger RNA from Eruca vesicaria subsp. sativa (arugula), 1907 nucleotides. NCBI's taxonomy places the organism in Eukaryota, Viridiplantae, Streptophyta, Magnoliopsida, Brassicales, Brassicaceae. The record is from the annotation of a GenBank genome assembly.